UAUGAUCCCACAAAGAACCUCUGGGCUUUUUCGAGGCUCCACCCUCUGUGACUGACUGAUUUGCUUGGUGUCACUGUCAUGCCCAACAGGCGUUUUCUGUAAGUGAUGGGGAGUCCACUGGUCACGAAAGAGUUAAGCAACAGAGCGAGAUCUGAGUAGUCCGGGCAUGUGCUGCGAACUGCUGCAGUGAAGUCAAAAUGUGUCAAUUUUCAUUGGAUAGCAGAGAGAAAGCAAGAGAGGGAGAGCGAGAGUCUGGGGAAGAGAGCGAGUCCGACCGAAGCGACAGUGCUCGAAAACCUGCGGAAAGCUAGGACAUUUCCCUUUAUGUUAGCCUUUUAAACUGAAUACCUACGCUUCUUUCAUUUUCGGGAGAAUAAACAUCUACAGCUAAAGGACACAUUGACGCAGGGCUCUGUGGGACUCCACCAUCCCCCCAUCUCCAUCCGUCCCUUCUCUGCCAUAGAAGAGGGAGAACCGACACAGGGAUGGUGUCCGCGGAGAUCGCCCUGGCGGCCGCGGGUGCGUCAGCCCCCGAACCCCUGACGGCGCUGUACCGCUGGUACCUGUACGCCAUCCACGGCUACUUCUGCGAGGUGAUGUUCACCGCCGCCUGGGAGUUCGUGGUCCACUGCAACUGGAAGUUCCCCGGGGUCACCAGCGUGUGGGCACUCUUCAUCUACGGCACGUGCAUCCUGAUCGUGGAGCGCAUGUACCUGCGCCUGCGCGGCAGCUGCCCGGUCCUUCUCCGCUGCCUCAUCUACACGCUGUGGACGUACCUGUGGGAGUUCGGCACGGGCCUGCUCCUGCGCCAGUUCAACGCCUGCCCGUGGGACUACUCGCAGUUCCAGUACAACUUCAUGGGCCUGAUCACGGCCGAGUACGCCGUGCCCUGGUUCUGCGCCUCGUUCAUCGUGGAGCGGCUGGUCAUCCGCAACACGCUGCGGCUGUGCUUCCACGACCUGGGCGAGCCGGGCAGGGCAGGAGGAGGAGGAGGAGGAAGAGGAGGAGGAGGAGGGGAGCGUGGAGGCAGGGGGGCGAUGAGUGUGAACGGAUACGUGAAAGUGGACUGAAACGGGACGAGAUCGUGACGGCAGCAGGACUGCUCGUGUCUGACCUCUCCUGCCCGCCACUGGAAACGUACACACACACACACACACACUCACACACACACACAGAAAUACAUGGAAGAAAGCAUUUACACACACACACACACACACACACCACACACUCUCUAAAAACCUUACCCACACCAGACCUCACCCAACUAGCAAGCAGCACACCUCCUCCAUGACAUAUCAUACCUCUCUCUCUCUCUGAGGAGAGAGAGAGAGAGAGAAUAAGGAAAGGGAGGGAGGGAGGGAAAGAAAGAGGA
Molecule: messenger RNA, 1372 nt
Organism: Alosa sapidissima (American shad)
Lineage: Eukaryota; Metazoa; Chordata; Actinopteri; Clupeiformes; Clupeidae
Gene: tmem229b
Product: transmembrane protein 229B
Exons: 3
Coding region: 486-1070 (194 amino acids)
Source: RefSeq, a predicted model, not a curated record